AUGGGAAACUUUUAUCAGAUCUGGGACGAACACAUAUGGGUUACCCCGGAGACGGGACAAUUAACCAACCCUGCGGACAUCUGUUGGGAACAAAAGGAACAACCUUGUGUUAAGGACGUGUAUGGGAAAGAAAGACACUUGACAACAAAAGAUUGGAAAUAUCUUGGAUAUCUACCACAAAGAUUGUGUAAUUGGACUAUUGAUGUUACAUUCAUUUGUAAAAAACUGUUUCAGUGGCCAGGGUCUGAUUGGGAUAAUCAAUCUGGACGUCGAAUAGCUGCACCUAAUGGGAAAAAAUGGAUUUGUGGCACAAAUAUUUGGCCCUGGUUACCUUGUGGUUGGGUAGGACGCUGUACGUUGGGAUUUGUUAUAGCCCCUGGUAGAAUUGUAAAAACUGUACAAGGGAUUCCUGCCAAUAUGCCUAAUUUACAUGCUCGAUGGACUCGAUCAGCAUUUAAAUGGUAUGACUAUCUAGCUGCUAUUUUUGUCCCUUCUUUAGGAACUGUAGAUAUUAUGACAAAAGUUAAUGCUUUGACUAACUUUACUCAGAAAGCUUUGAUUGAUGUAAAACAUGCUGUGGAAGAAAUUAAUGAUGAACAAAAACUUAUGAGGAAAGCUGUAUUACAGAAUAGAAUGGCUCUUGACAUUCUCACUGCUGCGCAAGGAGGAACUUGCGCU
Vicugna pacos (alpaca) is the source of this 678-nucleotide messenger RNA. Its product is annotated as endogenous retrovirus group PABLB member 1 Env polyprotein-like. The record is from RefSeq and is a predicted model, not a curated record. NCBI's taxonomy places the organism in Eukaryota, Metazoa, Chordata, Mammalia, Artiodactyla, Camelidae.